AUGAAUAGGCCUGCUCCGACAACGACCAAUAUACCUGGUUUUCACCAUGCGUUGUAUCGGGAACUUGAGUCGAGAACGAAAUAUGUCUGUAUGGGGGCGACGCCAUCGCCAAGUCGGACAGGUGAACGCCCAUCCUGGGCAAUGCUAUCGCCACUCCCAGCGAACCCGCAUCCAGUCGAAAUACCGCCGAUGCAAAGGCCGGCCUACCUGGACCACUCGGCGCUUAGGAGGCAUCUGAUAGUGGACGCUAGUGCGACAGAAACACCCAUACCCGAGCCAACUACACGUUCAUCGUCGGCUUCGCUUUCAAUAGUAUCAGACAGCGAUAUUGAUCCGCGCGAGGCGCGGGGGACGCCAACGCCCGAGCCUCGUAAUGAGUCUACGGAUGCGAUUCGAGUCCCGACGAGGUGGAACGCUGCAGAUAAGCACCAUGCCCUUGUGCUCUCUCCAGACGGCCGCGAAGUUAGAUAUCCAUCCCCAACUCAUUCGACCGACAAAGAAGCUGCUGCUAUCCGUGCGAAUCAUCCCAUGCCCGCGGCUUGUGGAGUCUACUAUUUCGAGGUACAGAUCAUCGAAAAGGGCACACAAGGGCAUAUUGGUAUUGGCUUUUCAAGCCGCGAAGUUGGGCUGAACCGCCUUCCGGGUUGGGAACCCAUGUCUUGGGGCUACCACGGUGAUGAUGGCAAUUCCUUUGCUGGCCAAUCGGAUGGGACCCCAUACGGACCAGUCUUUGGCACUGGAGAUAUUAUUGGAUGUGGUGUUGAUUUUACAGAAGGAACUGCAUUCUACACCAAAAACGGCGAAUUCCUGAAAAAAGCCUUUAGGAAUAUCAAAGGCAAUCUGUACCCCUCAGUCGGCCUACGUACUCCUAAAGAGCGUGUUCUGGCCAACUUUGGUCAAGACCCAUUCAGGUUCGACGUUGCUACCUAUGUGAUGCAACGACGAGAUCGUGUCUGGCGUGAGAUUCAACGCACUCCACUUGAUACGGUUCAGAAUCCCAAGCGGAUCGUUCGGGCGACUGUCGAGAGAGCCACUCUCGAUGCUGCCGAACGAGAAGCAGAUGCUACUGCCCGUACCCUGCGGGCUAGCAUAGCAGCAGGUGGAGGAUCUGGAGAAGACACGUCAAUGGACGAGGAACGACAGGUGGAGACGGCACUUGCCCUGGACGAGGACGACACCGUGGCUCGACAGAGGAUCGUGCGAGCUGUGACUAUAGGCGAUAUUGACUCUGCCCUCACAGAAAUCGAAAAUCGAUAUCCUGCGUUCGUAACUGCCGAUCGAGACGAUGGAACAGAUGACGAAGAUGGCAUGGACGAGGACGGGAAGCUCGUGGAGAUGCUUCUCGCUGCCGAAGGGGAUGAACUGGGGGAAGCCGAACCCGGUACUCCGACCAAAAACUCGCUCGCUCUCAAGGGGAAAGACAAGGGCAAAGGAAGUCUAGCGAAUGCGCUCGAGUAUGGCCAAUUCUUGCACCAGAAAUACGGGCGCGAUACCCGACCGAGUGUCCAAGCUGAAUUACGCGCUGCAUCUGGCUUGGUCGCAUACACAGAUCCUCGGAUGGCAAUGGGUCAUGCUAGGGAACUUGUCAACCCAGGAGCCAGGGCCAAGUUGGCGGAUGAAGUUAAUAGAGUCAUUUUGAGUUCGCAAGGAAGGCCCGAACAUACUGCCCUCGAGAGCGUGUACCGACAAACAGCAGUCGUGACUGAAGUUCUGGCACGAGAAGGGGUUGGCCAAGCCGCGUUUGCGGACGUCGAGAAGGAGUUCUGGGAAGCGACGACAAGCUUAUUGAGCUAUGAAGGAGGCGAAUAG
This is a messenger RNA of Rhizoctonia solani, 1809 nucleotides long. Its product is annotated as Ran-binding protein 9. Gene Ontology annotation, molecular function: protein binding. The record is from RefSeq and is a predicted model, not a curated record. The transcript is spliced from 11 exons. NCBI's taxonomy places the organism in Eukaryota, Fungi, Basidiomycota, Agaricomycetes, Cantharellales, Ceratobasidiaceae. Gene Ontology annotation, biological process: cytoskeleton organization; cell surface receptor signaling pathway. Bases 1 to 1809 code for a protein of 602 amino acids. Gene Ontology annotation, cellular component: cytoplasm.